Molecule: messenger RNA, 1722 nt
Organism: Boeremia exigua
Lineage: Eukaryota; Fungi; Ascomycota; Dothideomycetes; Pleosporales; Didymellaceae
Product: 24-dehydrocholesterol reductase-like protein precursor
Exons: 2
Coding region: 97-1623 (508 amino acids)
Biological process (GO): steroid metabolic process
Cellular component (GO): membrane; cytoplasm
Molecular function (GO): Delta24(24-1) sterol reductase activity; FAD binding
Source: RefSeq, a predicted model, not a curated record
CGUUAGGUCGACAUCUCUUCGUCAACGAACUUCGCAUCCCUUGCAGUCCUAAUUCGUCCGUCCCAUUACCACCGUCGCCAAGGACACAGUGAAAAGAUGGAAGCGCAUACAGCAACAGUUGCAGCGCUUGCGUCACAAGUGAAGCAGUUCAGUGCUUCGAAGGUACCCUUCAGGAUUUAUCAUGGUUCCACAUUGUCAACACGGCACUCGCCUCGUCAACGCAAUCAGAUCAUCGACGUCAGCUCUCUAAACCACGUCCUCAAGUUCAACAAAUCGGAGAGGACAGUGCUUGUCGAGCCCAACGUCCCUAUGGACCAGCUUAUAGAUGCCACUCUUAUUCAAGGACUAUUGCCAAAGGUUGUCAUGGAACUGCCGAACAUCACGGUAGGCGGUGGUUUUGCAGGAACAAGUGGAGAGAGCAGCUCGUUCAGAUAUGGGCUCUUCGACAGUACUAUCAAAGGAAUAGAAAUUAUCCUGGGAAACGGGGAUAUCGUCUGGGCAUCUGCUGAAGAGCACCGAGACUUGUUUUUCUCCGCAGCCGGCAGCUGUGGUAGUCUUGGGGUUAUCACACUGCUUGAGAUGGAACUCAUUGACGCCAAAAGUCACGUUGAGUUGGAGUAUAUCCCAGUCGACAGUACAGAUGAAGCUGUAUCCCAACUCAGACACUACCAACACGAACCGGACGUGGCGUAUAUGGACGGCAUUCUCUACUCCCAAACCUACGGCGUAAUCAUGAUCGGUCGCCUUACGAACCAAACCAUCCCCAGCCGGAUCCAACGUUUUGACCGGGCAUCAGAUCCUUGGUUUUACAUUCAUGCAGAAUCUGUUUUGAAGUCUCUUACCAAAGUACCACAAGCAUUGUCCAGACCGACCACCCAUAAAGAGUACGUUCCUAUCAAGACCUAUCUCUUCCGCUACGACCGCGGCGUCUUCUGGUCUGGCCUUCGCGCUUUCAAAUACUUCGUCACACCCUUUAACGCCUUGACCCGGUAUCUCCUCGAUCCUUUCAUGAACAGCCGUACGAUGGUGCACGCUUUACACCGAUCAGGCAUCGCUGCGCAGACCAUCAUUCAAGACUUCGCUGUGCCCUACACCUCUGCCUCGGAGUUCAUCGAGUGGACUGAUGAGAGGACUGGGAUCUGGCCACUCUGGCUCUGCCCUGUCAAGUCUGCAUCGCAAGAUGAGAAGUCGUUCUCGCAAGGUAACAACAUCAAGGAUGAGAUCCUGCUCGACGUGGGCAUAUGGGACAUGGGACCCAAAGACUCACAUGCGUUUAUCAGACUUAACCGCGACUUUGAACAGAAAGUCACGGAGCUUGGAGGUAUGAAGUGUCUAUAUGCGCAUGCAUACUACACCGAGCAAGAAUUCUGGGACAUCUACGACAAAGAAAAGUACAUGGGCCUGAGGACGAAAUAUCAUGCUGAGAAUUUGCCGUCAGUGUACGAUAAGGUCAAAGUGGAUCUACAAGGUGUUGCCGGUGAAGUAUCUGAGAAGAGGGAUGUCGGAUGGGCCGAGUGGGCGUAUCAGAGUUUCUGGAAUACAUGGCCGUUGGGCGGGCUGUACGGGGUCGCGAGUGCGACAAAGGGAUUCUUGGUGAAGAGCGACUUCUUGUUGAAGAAGUAGCCAACUGACAUUCCUACAAUCCCUUGCGUAUUGAGUGCUCCACUCCACUGCACCCAAGCACGUCCGAAAUGCUUCUUGGCAGUUUUGUAGGAUCGAAAU